AUGGAGGCGACGGUGCUGAGUGUGGGAAAGUCGGUGCUGGAUGCCACGCUGAGCUACACCAGGUCCGCUGUGGCGGAGGAGGUCGCUCUGCAGCUUCGCAUCCAGAAUGACCAUGAUUUUGUCAGGGACGAGCUGCAGAUGAUGCAGUCUUUCCUGAUGGCCGCGGACGAGGAGCCCGAGGACGACAACAGGGUGUCCAACACCUGGUACAAGCAAGUCGGCUCCGUCGCCUACGACGUCGAGGACUGCCUCCACGAUUUCUCUGUCCAUCUCGACAGGUCCUCGUGCUGGCCCCUCGUCAGGAAGCUCCGCGAGCGCCGACGCAUCGCCGGCAGGAUGAAGGAGCUUAGGGCAAAAGUGGAAGACGUGAGCAAGAGGAACAUGCGCUACCAGCUCUUCAGGGACCCUGCAUCCAGGCCUGCCGCCACCGCCGCCGAGCAGCGUAGCAGGACAGAGGCUGCGAUAUUCGGCAUCAACGAAGCAAGGCACGCCAACAAGGCAGAUCUCGUGCACCUCGUCAACAAUGGCAGCGAGAAGCUUGGGGUGAUCGCGGUCUGGGGAACAAGUGGCGACCUUGGGCAGACGUCCGUCAUCAGAGCUGCAUACGAUCACGCGCAUGUUAGAAGCAGAUUCCCAUGCCGAGCAUGGGUCAGGGUGACGGAUCCUUUCAGCCCCAGGGAAUUCGUGCAGAGCUUGGUGGAUCAGUUCACUUCGGACGUGGGAGUGCACGUCCUCUUGGAGACGGAGAAAGAGUUGGCUACGGAGUUCAGUCGCUAUGUAGAGGACAACCGUUACUUGAUCGUGCUUAAUAAUGUGUCCACCAUUGAGCAGUGGGAUCGCAUUAAAAUAUGCUUUCCAAACAAGAUGAAAGGGAGCCGAAUCAUAGUCUCCACAACACAAGUCGAAGUUGCAAACUUAUGUCCGGGCCAAGAAAUCCAAGUAUCGGAGCUCAGCCAAUUAUCUGCUGAUCAGACUCUUUAUGCAUUCUAUGACAAGGAUUCACAAGAUACUGAGGCAGUGACUGGCUCAAACGUGGCCACAACUAGUGCUCACAACUCAUUGUCCCCUACAAAAAAAAAUCCAUCUGAAGGUGCCGAUGGAAAUAAUGCAGCUAGAAAUAACCUUACUCGCAUAUAUUCUUUGGAGGAGGAAUCUCGGCUCAUUGGCCGUGAUAGAGAAAAAUCGGAUAUAAUGGAGCUAAUUCUAAAUCAAUCAGGUCAAGAACUUCCAGUGAUUUCAGUGUGGGGAAUGGGUGGCCUUGGGAAAACUACUCUAGUGAAAGAUUCAUACCAAAGCCAAAGUCUUAGCAGCAUGUUUGAGAAACGUGCUUGUGUCACAGUGAUGCAUCCGUUCAUUCUAGGGGAGUUUCUUAAGAACCUGGUUAUGCAACUUGAUGUGGAAUCUUCUGAAAGGAGUGUGAUUCAUUUUGGUGGCAGCACAAGAAAAUCACUGGCAACGUUGGAAGUCGAGGAUUUGAUUAAAGAGCUGGCUAGGCUUUUAGAAAACAAGAGGUGCUUGAUUGUUCUCGAUGAUUUGUCUUCUACUGCGGUGUGGGACUCGAUAAUUAGGAGCUUUCCCAGAAUCAAUAAUACAAGCAGAAUCAUAGUUACCACAAGGGAAGAGAAUGUUGCAAGGCAUUGCUCAUCGAGACCAGAAAAUGUAUACAAGCUCAAUGUUUUACAAUACAAGGAUGCACUUGACCUGUUCACAAAGAAGGUAUUCAAGGAGACAUCAGAUUUGGAUAGUCAUCCUGAAUUGAUUCAUGAGGCGAAAAUGAUCCUUAAGAAAUGCAAUGGACUUCCUCUUGCAAUAGUUACCAUUGGUGGCUUCUUGGCAAACCAACCAAAAACAGUUUUGGAAUGGAGAAAAUUAAAUAAGCAUAUUUGUGCUGAACUGGAGAUGAACCCAGAGCUCGAGGUCAUAAAAUCCAUCCUUACAAAAAGUUAUGAUGGUUUACCCUAUCAUCUCAAGUCUUGUUUCUUGUAUCUAUCCAUAUUUCCUGAAGACCACAAGGUUAGCCGGAGACGCUUGGUGCGACGUUGGAUUGCAGAAGGUUACUCAAGGGAGAUCCGUGACAAGACUGUGGAGGAAGUAGCUGACAGCUAUCUAAUGGAACUAAUAGAUAGGAGCAUGGUACUGCCAUCUCAACAAUCAGACUACAGCAGAAAAGCAAUUGACUCUUGUCAUGUGCAUGAUCUCAUGCGUGAAAUCGGCAUCUCAAAGUCGAUGGAGGAAAAUCUUGUUUAUAGACUGGAGGGAGCAGGCAGCAGCUCAAAGUCCCAAGGCAUAGUUCGCCACCUUGCCAUAAGUAGUAAUUGGAAGGGAGAUAAGAGUGAGUUUGAGAAUUUGGUGGACCUAUCUCGUGUGCGGUCCGUAACAGUAUUCGGAACUGUUAGGCCCUUUUACUUCUCUGAAAAGAUGAGGAUGCUGCGAGUGUUGGACUUGGAAGGCACGGAAGGUCUAGUUGAUCAUCACCUUGGACAAAUCGGGGAGUUGUAUCACCUCAAGUACCUCUCUCUAAGAGGAUGUGGUGAUAUCUAUUACCUGCCGGAAUCAUUUGGUAACUUGAGGCAGCUCGAAACACUAAACAUUGCAUUCACAAAUGUAAGGAAGUUGCCAAAGACAAUCACCAGACUUACGAAGCUGCAGUUGCUGCGUGCUGGGACUGUCGGAAACAAUGAAGCUGCAGUAGGGGGUCAGCUAUGCCUUUUGACCCUGUUCUCAAUGGCCUGUUGUGCGGCAUGGUGCGCACCUCGGCUUUUGAAGAGGAGGCUCAAUUUUGAUGGAGAGCCAAACAGGGACGACGUCUGCACCGUGUGCUGCUGCUCCCUGAUCCCUCUCCUCGCGACACGCGAAAGCCUACGUGGUGUUCAGCUGCCAAAUGGGAUUCGGAAACUGAAGGCCAUGCAGACAAUGGGCCUUGUGAACCUUGCACAUGGGAAGAAGGUUCUACGCGACAUAGGGACGCUCACACAGCUCCGCAAGCUAGCAGUGACAGGUAUCAGCAGGAAAAACGCUGCAGAGUUAUGCUUUGCUAUUUCCAGUCUCAGCAGCCUGGAAUCGUUACUGCUACGGGCAGACGGCAACAUAGGCUUACUUGGCUGCUUACUUUUCAUGCCCACACCUCCAAGAAACCUGCAGAGCCUCAAGUUGUAUGGAACGCUGGGUCCUGAGCUGCCGACAUGGAUCGCAGGGAUCCAGAGCCUCGUGAAAUUAACUCUGCGGAGCACUAGGAUGUUGGACGUUGAUACCACCAUAGAAGCCAUUGGGAGACUACCAAACCUGACCAUCCUGCGACUCAGGCGGGAGUCAUUCAUAGGUCACGAGCUCAGUUUCACUUUCCGUGAGGGUUUGUUCCCAAGUCUGACAGUGAUGGAGUUUGAUCGCCCACUGAGGCUGCAAUCGGUGGAGUUCCACAGAGGAGCAAUGCCUAAGCUUGAAUAUCUGAACUUCUGCGCGUGGUACAGCGAAACACGGAUUGGUCUCUUGUCGGGGCUCUCAAACCUCAGAGGCCUCAAGCAUUUUACGCUUAGUGGUAGUACCUACGACGACGAAUUUGUGGAGGACUUGCGUGCACAGAUUGAGAGGAACCCAAAUGCACCCGUGUUCAAGAGGCAAUGA
Sorghum bicolor (sorghum) is the source of this 3621-nucleotide messenger RNA. Its product is annotated as putative disease resistance RPP13-like protein 3. The transcript has 3 exons. The record is from RefSeq and is a predicted model, not a curated record. Gene Ontology annotation, biological process: defense response to other organism. Gene Ontology annotation, molecular function: ADP binding. Bases 1 to 3621 code for a protein of 1206 amino acids. Lineage: Eukaryota; Viridiplantae; Streptophyta; Magnoliopsida; Poales; Poaceae.